CACAGCGUUCUGGGGGCAGAGGGGCGCGAAGGGAUCGUCACCUCCACCCGGCUGUCCUCGGCUGCGCGUCUCCUGGCGUGACAUUUAUAUCUCGCAGCGGCCGACUGGGACGAGGGCUGCACGUCCCAGCCGUGAAGUUCCGUGGGUGGGGCGGGCAGUAAUUUGCUCGGAUCUAAUGAUUUCACAGACUCCUUUAAAAUGGCGGCAUUGAGCACACACCCCCGCUGAGUGCUCUCCGGGCACCUGAGCCACCUCGCGCGGCGUUGCUUUUGCUUCUGUAGCUAACAGAUGGCAUGUGCCACUGUCGCUGUCGCUGUCGCUGCCGCUGCCGCUGCCGCUGUCGCUGCCGCUGCCGCUGUCGCUGAGAGUGGGACCUCUUAACCCCUGGGUUUGCUCUAGCAACACAAGGUGUACUUACAUGAUUUUCAAUUGAUGAACACAACAUGAUUACUACAGUAUAGAACUUCAUCAGCUUUAAUGGAUAGUCCAUUCACCUCUGUAUAAAUGUUUCUGGGAAGUGUCUUUUCUGAAAACUCUGCUGCUUUGAUUCCACUCUAGAGUUGUCUCUUUAUAAACUUCUCUCCUUACCACCCCUACCUCCACCCCAAACCUGGUGUAGUUCAUCUACAGCAAUUUGUUCAUUCUUUUGAUUUCUUUGAUUCUCAGUUUUUCAUAGUCAAUUUCCCUCAUCUUGAUUUUGAAGCAAAAAUAUUUUUUCCAGUUGUAACAUCCUUACCAAUCUUAAUCUUUAAAGCCAAGAAAUAGGGAUAAAAACUUUUCUCCCCCUGAACUGAGACCAUUCCACAAAUUGAAGGGCAGCCAACAGCAUAUGUUUUUUGCCAGAAUAAUUGAAAACAUCAACUGGAGAGCACAUAAUUUUUUUGAAAGUCCACCAGUUAUUUGAAGUAACUUUGGCAGAAGAACAAAAUAAAACACUCAAUAUUUUCACCUUUAUGGUUGCCUCAAUAUUUUAACCUUUAUGGUUGCCUUCUUAGGAGUUGGUCUGUAAUUUGUUUUUUAGUUAUUCUGAUACAAUUUUUAUUGUAUGAUUGGCUUUUUGUUUGACUAGACCUAAUUCAACUUAAGUGAAAACCUAAGUGCUAACAAAGAAACAUUUCACCAAAACAACCUGUUAUCUCUUUACAUAUAGCUUGAAUUCAUUUUUGAUCUUUUAACAACAGCAUUAAUACUGUUCUAGAGAGGGUGUUCUUGAUUGUAAUUUUGUUUCAAUAUGACUGCUGUCAAUGUUGCCCUGGUUCGUGAUACCAAUUGGCUGACUCUAGAAGUCUGUAGAGAAUUUCUGAGAGGAACCUGUUCGCGAGCUGAUGCAGACUGCAAGUUUGCCCAUCCGCCAAGAGAUUGCCAUGUGGAAAAUGGUCGUGUGGUGGCUUGUUUUGAUUCUUUAAAGGGUCGGUGUGCCAGAGAGAACUGCAAGUACCUUCACCCUCCUCCACACUUAAAGACACAGCUGGAGAUUAAUGGACGGAACAAUCUGAUUCAACAAAAGACUGCCGCAGCCAUGUUUGCUCAGCAGAUGCAGUUUAUGCUCCAAAAUGCUCAAAUGUCAUCUCUUGCUUCCUUCCCCAUGACUCCAUCACUUGCAACUAAUCCUACCAUGGCUUUCAAUCCUUACUUACCCCAUCCUGGGAUGGGCCUGAUUCCUGCCGAACUUAUGCCAAAUGCACCUGUUCUGUUUUCUGGAAACCCGCCUCUCACAAUGCCAGGAGCUGCUGGUCCAAAACUGAUUCGUACAGAUAAACUGGAGGUUUGCCGAGAAUUUCAGCGUGGAAAUUGUACCCGUGGUGAGAACGAUUGCCGCUAUGCUCAUCCUACUGAUAUUUCUAUGAUUGAGGCAAGUGAUAAUACUGUGACCAUCUGCAUGGAUUAUAUCAAAGGCCGAUGUACCCGGGAGAAAUGCAAAUACUUUCAUCCUCCCGCACACUUGCAAGCCAAACUCAAGGCAGCUCAUCACCAGAUGAACCACUCAGCUGCCACCUCGAUGGCCCUACAGCCUGGUGCAUUUCAACUGAUACCAAAGAGAUCGGCACUUGAAAAGACCAAUGGUGUCGCCCCGAUCUUUAACCCCAGUGUUUUCCACUGCCAACAGGCUCUGACUAACCUGCAGCUCCCACAGCCGGCAUUUAUCCCUGCAGGGCAAAUACUGUGCAUGCCACCUGCUUCAAGUAUUGUGCCCAUGAUGCACGGCGCUACACCUACCACUGUGUCUGCAGCUACAACACCUGCCACCAGCGUUCCCUUCGCUGCAACAGCUGCAGGCAAUCAGAUACCCCCAUUAUCAAUUGAUGAAUUGAACAACAGUAUGUUUGUUUCACAGAUGUAGAAGUUACCAGAACAUCGAAAUUCUGAACAGAGUUAUGGAGUAUCAGAAUCUCUCCAUGUGAACCUCCAUAUGACCUGUCUAUAUAUAAUCUUGUAUGUCAUCUUCUACCAACACAACAAUAAGCAUCGUGCAGUCAAUAUAUUAAACAAAACAAAAAUACCAACAAAUUCAAAUUUAAAAAUAAAGCAUUAAACAAUCAGUGGAGAUGUCAAAACAAAACAUGAAUAGAAAACUAACAACCAUCUUAUUUGAAUUAUUAGGUAGAACACUACUGUAAAAUCUGUGAUUUGUCACACUGUUAUUUGUGAUUUUCUAAUCAUUGUUAUGCUGAGUGAAUCUCCACAGUGGAUUUUUGGCUUACUGUCCAUUGUUGGUGGGUAAAUGCUCAUCUGUUUUGAAAUGUUAUAUUACUGUUUCGUUUCCACAGUAGCCUAUUGGGUUGAUUUAAAAUGUAAAAAUUAUAUCCAAAUACCAUUUUCCCCAUUAUUGUAUUGUACUGUAUUAUGGUAUAUUGUGUUGUGUUAGGUUUUUACAUACUACAGAGUUUUGCUGUAAUAUGUGUGGUCUUUGGUUUCAACUAAAAUAUUACUAAUGGGAAACAGAAAUAUCUGUGCUUGAAAAAUAUGGCAGGUUAAUGUUAAUAUGCUUUCUCUGUUUAGAAUAUUUCUGUAAGUUUCUUGGGGCAGACAUUUAAAAGACCCCACUUUUGAGUGUUCACAAAACCUGUUCAUAAACAUGCAUGUGAAUAAUUUAUACCCGCAGAUCUAAAAUUGCAUAAUAUGAUCACAUUAGUGCAUUAUUUGUAAGAGAGACGUAAUUACCUACAAAAAACAGGGAACUUCUUAAAAUGUUAACCCCUAAUUUCACUCCUUAACUAGCUUAUAAAACUAGAAUUUACCUUUAAGUGAGUUUUUCAGCAUUUAUACUAAAAAUAUGUAAAGUGCCCAUUACAUUUUUUGUGGCUCAAGGAUCCUAUCUCCUAGGUUGAUUGUCCAAAACAGCCAUUUGUUAUCUUCAGCUGAAAAACUGGUACUUGGAGGCUUAAAAGUAUGCUAAUUAUAGGUAAUAAAUUAAACAGGGAGAUGGGGGUGUGGAGAUACUUUUUACAUAUUUGAGAAAAGCUUGUAAAAACCAUUGCAAUGUUACCUUUUACACAAGAGCCAUUUCUGAAUGCAAAUGGCUCAUGCUCUUUAGACUACUCUGAAUAAUAAGUAAGAUGCAAUCUAGCAAAAGUCAGUCAGGGUGAAAGAGAAUUGGUUCCAAGUGAGGCCUUUCCUCCCCAAAUGGACAAUCUUUUCUACUGAUUACAGUUGGAGCCUGAGUAUAGGUUUGGAGAAAUGGCGGGGGUGAGGAGGAGGAUAGGAAGACAUUCAAAAUUAUGCUUUAAAUCAUUUAAACAUUCUAGGAAGGAUGUCCAUAGUUGGCUUUAGCUCCAAUUCAGCUGAGUUUUCAGUUUUUUAAAAUAGUUCAGUGAAGGAGCAAGCACCUGUGAUAUGUCAAGUAUUGCCCUCCCCAAACUUUAUUAACCACAGAGUCUCUCUCAUCAUAACUAAUGUCGAUUUGGAUUUGUUUUUUAUAUGAAUCUGAAAAUUGUAACAGAGAUGUUUUCAAGACCCUUUAGAUGAGACAGAGUGGAUGCAUUCCACAGAGCUGAGCUGAAUUCACAUUACUAAUUCUUAUAAAAUAAAUUUAUAGCCAAGUAAAAUAGUAAUUAAUUCCUGUUAUAUGAUAUGCCUCAUCCACUUUACUCAGUUAUUAAAGUUACUAUUAUUGUACAGUGGUGGAACCAUAUGAUAUUUUGCAUCAACUUAGAUGUAAUGUUUUCUACUUCGUGAAAAUGACAAAGAGAAAAUCUGAUUUAGGAUACCUUAAGCAGGCUAGUAGUGUUUGAAUCACAGAAAAAUGAAAUUGGUAAAACCUUUUCACAGAUGCUGAAACUGAGGCCCAGGGCAUGUGACUUACCCAAGGUUACCUACUUAGUUGAGGACAAUGGGACACAGAAAGAUCUCUUGACUCCCAAUUGUUACUCUGUUUCACAUUGUUAGUGCUUCAGGACAUUUGAGAAUCCAUCCCAAAGUUGAUCAAUUUGGCUCAGAGUAUAAAAGAGCAAAAUUAGCUCUUUAAUAGUUGAUAUCCUAUUGAUCGUAAUUAUCAAUCCAAAUCAUGAUCAUCAGUGAUUUCUAAAUGGUCUUGUUUGAAUGGAGCCAUUGCCAUUUGUCUACAGUAUUGCCUGGAGUUAAAGAAUAUGAGGUGUCCUGACUUUUACCUAUUGCUUCUUUGAACCACUUAAUUUCUCUUUCCUCAAAUCUUAACAUUGUUAAAGAAAAGAGGGUACAUCUUUGUGAAAUUGCUUGUGUUUGGAACUGAGUUUUGUUAAACCUGUGCCAGUGCCUCCCCAAAGGGCAGAUCUGAUCACAGGACUCCAGAAAGGAUGCACCUAAGCUAGUCUGGGUGUAUUCUUAAAGGAGACAGAGAUGUUUUCAGGGUAAAAUGAACUUUUUUGUGUAGUUGAUAUUUUGAUGCAACAUGCUAUUUCAUUUAACUUUAUGAACUUCUGACCAAGAGGUGCAGAGACAGUAGACCUAGAGUACAGCUGUUUUCAUGUUGCUUUAAGCACUGGAAGACCUUAAUAAUGACUUAUUUUUUAGUAAGAGGUUUGGUGAGAAAUAUUCAGGGUAGUUGAAUUUUGGGUGCCACAAUUUUUGAUGUUGUUGGCAUUUAAAAAAUUGCUUUAUAAAUGAAUUUAAAGAGAGGAAAGUCAAAGCACUAAAGUUCUGAUGCAAAAGAAUUUUGACAAAAAUGCAACUUUAAGAUAACAUUUUUAAAACUAGUUGUGCAAUGACUUGUUCAACUUAUCUUUAUUCAAGAAAAGAAGAAAGAUUAGUCAUGAGACUAUAAAUUUUCAGAUAAAAAGAGAAGUCACAAACUAAUCAGUGACUCUAAACAGUGAUUUACUCAAUGAAUUGUAUAUAUAAAAUUCUAAUCACUUGUGAUUCUUAGUUAAGAUUUUAUAAGCUUUGUAAUUUACAAGGGACUAUAUUUUUACUUAUCCAAAAUUGUGUCUGUUCAUUUCUCUCAGCUUUUUGCAAAAAUAUGCAAGAGUGCUGAAACUUGGACAAAAUAAGUCAUGUAUACAGAGAAAAUAAUCUAAAAAUUAUCUUUUAGGAGAGUUUUAGUAGUGUCAUUUUUUUAAAUUGAUUUCAGAGAGAGGA
Molecule: messenger RNA, 5553 nt
Organism: Miniopterus natalensis
Lineage: Eukaryota; Metazoa; Chordata; Mammalia; Chiroptera; Miniopteridae
Gene: MBNL3
Product: muscleblind like splicing regulator 3
Biological process (GO): regulation of RNA splicing
Cellular component (GO): cytoplasm; nucleoplasm
Molecular function (GO): metal ion binding; RNA binding
Source: RefSeq, a predicted model, not a curated record